GAAUGCCAGUCAACAGCGUCCUUUGCCAUUUUUCUUCCGACUUUUCAUUGGGCCUCAUAUUGCAAGAUAUCUAAGAAUGCGAAGACUUAUGAACGAGGCCAGGCGACAAAACUUGAUGGCACAUCGUCGUCAGGACAACGCGAACACAAGUUCCAACUCAUCUGUUGUGCAACGCUCGUCGGUUUCAGAAACCUACU
This is a messenger RNA of Caenorhabditis elegans, 197 nucleotides long. RefSeq lists its product as uncharacterized. The record is from RefSeq and is marked reviewed. NCBI's taxonomy places the organism in Eukaryota, Metazoa, Nematoda, Chromadorea, Rhabditida, Rhabditidae. Bases 3 to 74 code for a protein of 23 amino acids. The transcript has 2 exons.